AUGUCAGCUCCUACGCACGUCCUCUUCGAAUGUGCCACAGGAUGCGCCAUCUUCCAGGUCACCCAGGUAGAGGAGAUUGCAGGAAAGACGACGGCAGUGCAGGAGGCAGCGCUGGACAUCGGAAACUUCGGCAGGAUGGUCAAGCUCCUCUCCUUCAGCCCCUUCAGGAGCGCAGUGGAUGCUCUGCAGAGCUGUCUCGACAUCUCAGAAGGUGUGCUCAAUGACCACCUCAAGGCUCUCAUUACUCAGGUUCUUUUGCCCUCGGGCAAGAAGAACAAGGGCCUGAACCUCGGUGUGUCUGAGCGAGGUCUUGCUGGAGCCAUCGUCGGCGAGCUGGGCAUCGGCUGCGACACUGGCUCCACCACACUCGAGCUGAUUCGAGGUCUCCGACUGCACGCCGAGAAGCUCAUCUCCAACAUGCAGCAGGGCGAUCUGUCCAAGGCUCAGCUCGGUCUUGGUCACUCGUACUCGCGAUCGAAGGUCAAGUUCAACGUGAACCGAUCUGACAACAUGAUCAUCCAGGCUAUUGCUCUCCUAGACACCCUGGACAAGGAUGUCAACACCUUUGCUAUGAGGGUCCGCGAAUGGUAUGGCUGGCACUUUCCUGAGCUGGUCAAGCUCGUGAAUGACAACAUGCUUUACGCCAAGCUUGCCAGCUUCAUCCAGGCAAAGGAGAGGCUGACAGAGGACCACAUCGAGGAGAUCACUGAUAUCCUCGAGGGUGACGAGACUGUGGCUAGGAACAUCUUCGAUGCCGCACGCGCAUCGAUGGGUACCGAGAUUGGAGAGAUGGACAUGCUGAACAUUCAGACCUUCGCCGACCGUGUUGUACACUUGGCCGACUACCGUAAGAGGAUGCACAAGUACCUGAUCGAGAAGAUGCACCUGGUAGCACCCAACCUCUCAGCACUGCUAGGCGAGAUCAUUGGCGCUCGUCUCAUCUCCCACGCCGGAUCGCUCACCAACUUGGCCAAGUACCCCGCCUCGACGGUGCAGAUUCUCGGAGCAGAGAAGGCUCUCUUCCGAGCUCUCAAGACCAAGGGCAACACACCGAAGUACGGUCUUAUCUACCAUGCCUCGGCUAUCGCCAGGGCAGCACCAAAGAACAAGGGUCGUAUGUCGCGUUUCCUGGCCAACAAGAUCUCAAUUGCCUCUAGGAUCGACUGCUUCUCUGACCAACCUUCAUCGAAGUUCGGAGAGGUGAUGAACGGACAAGUCGAGGAGAGGCUGGCCUUCUACGAGAGCGGCAAGCCCCCUUCGAAGAAUGCCGAUGCGAUGAGCAAGGCAUUGCGGUCCAUUGAGGAGGCUGCAGGAGACCUGAUGGACGUGGAUGGAAAGGACGAUGACAGUGAUAGCGACGACAGCGAUGACGACGAUGAACCGGCGACUAUGCCCGAGGCAGUAGGUGCAUCCGACCCGGCAUCGAAGAAGGACAAGAAGAAGGAGAAGGCUUCGAAGAAGGACAAGUCCUCGUCGAAGAAGGACAAGAAGAGCAAGUCCAAGGGAGGUGACAAGGAUGUCAAGGAUGAGGUGGCUAGGGCGGCAGAGAAGGCUGCUAGGAAAGAGGCAAAGAAGGCAGCAAAGAAGUCCGAUGGCGGUGUGCCUGGCGAUGAGAGUAUUGCCAAGGACGCCGAGAGUGGGAAGAAGGACAAGAAGGAAAAGAAGAAGGAAAAGAAGAGCAAGUCGUCGUAG
Molecule: messenger RNA, 1692 nt
Organism: Microstroma glucosiphilum
Lineage: Eukaryota; Fungi; Basidiomycota; Exobasidiomycetes; Microstromatales; Microstromataceae
Product: putative SIK1-involved in pre-rRNA processing
Exons: 2
Coding region: 1-1692 (563 amino acids)
Cellular component (GO): small-subunit processome; box C/D methylation guide snoRNP complex
Molecular function (GO): snoRNA binding
Source: RefSeq, a predicted model, not a curated record